UCGCCCGCCCGUUAGCUCCGCCGCCCGUUAACUCCCUUUUUUUUUUAAAUUUAUUAUUUUUUUCUAAUUCCCGGGGAGCGACCGAUCUGACUGGAAGCUGCGACAUGUCCGAGCUGCUCGCAGACAGCGGUGCCCAGCAGAUGCCCGCCGCGGCGGGCAGCAGAGACGUGCCGCAGGCCGAGGGCGGCGGCGGCGGCGGCAGGCGGGAGCGGGCUGAGGAGGCCGGAGGGGCUCCGGCGGAGGAGGCCGGGGAGGGUCCCGCGGCGGCAGCGGCGGCGGCGGCCGGAGGAGCUCCCGCGGCGGAGGCGGCCAUGGCGGCGGCCGGGGGCGAAGCGGGAGCGGCCGAGGCGGCGCGCCUGCUGGCGGAGCCCGCGGAGCCCGUGGCCCGCGAGGGGCGGCCCAGGUCCCGACCCCGCAGCGGCCCGGGGCUGGCGGCGCUGCCCUACCUGCGCCUGCGCCACCCGCUCAGCGUGCUGGGGAUGAGCUACCAGCAGUUCCUGCGCCAGUACCUGGAGAACUACCCGAUGGUGCCGGGCCGCGUGCAGGAGCUGGGCGAGCGCCGCCGCCGCUUCGUGGAAGCCUGCCGGGCCCGCGAGGCCGCCCUGGCCGCCGAGCACCGGCGGAACCCGCCCCGCAUGGAUUUUGAUUUCCUCACGUUCACCAUGGCGCGGACGGCGUCGGAGGUGAUCAACCCCCUGAUCGAAGAACUGGGCUGCGACAAGUUUAUCAAGAGAGACUAGAGCACGGCCGGGGAGGCGGCGAAGCGACUUGAGGGAGGAAAAUUUAAAAAAAAAAAGAAAAGAAAAGAAAAGGGGGGCGGCCUCCUCAUCCGAGACUGCCAGCAGCGAGCCUGGGCCUGGACUUUUUUUCCUCUCCCUUUAUGAUGAUUCUUUUUCUUUCUUUCCAAGCGAUUGCUGCUGACGAGAACGAGGCAAAGCGCCGCGGGGAAGCCGAUGGUGCUGGGGGGGGGGGCUGGGGGGCCGGGGAGGCGGCGUUUGGAGGAAAACAAACAAAAAAAGCACCAGGAAUGCAAAGGACCAGGGUGGACGGCGGUGUGACUCUGACGUUCCAUCUGAAUCGGCGACAGAUCCAGAUUCUGCUGCCUCCCUACCCCACCCCACCCCAUCCCCAAGCCCCCCCGCCUCUUGCAUCGUGGGGAUAUGGGAAAUUUGCUAUGACAGGAAAAAAAAAAAAAAGAUUUGUGUGAAAUUGCAAAAAAAAAAAAAAAAAAAAGAUGAAGAAAUGGCCGGUGUUGGGAGAGGAAGCCAGCAGAGAAAUGGCGUGAGGCGGCCAAGUCGCUCGGUCGGGACCGUGGAGCAGCCGACGUGCUCGGAGGAUGCGCCCGUGUCCAGUGUAGCCUUCAGUUUUCGUGUUUUUUCAAGUGACGAGCCUAUUCCUUGAUAAAUCGUGUUUUCAAGAAUAGCUGGGAUUUCUGGAUUUUUUUUUUCCUCCCCCUUUCUCGGUGUUUUGGUUUUUAUUGUUAACUUUGGGAGGGGGGAGGGCAAAUCCCGUCAGCAAGCUCUCCCCACCCCCAAGUUUAAACCUUCCACCUCUGCCCCCUACACCCCACCUCCUGCCCCACAGCCCCUUUUCAGUUCUUCCAGUGACCUUCCAAGCAAAUGGAAAUCGGGGUGGGAGGGGAAAGGGGAGUCUCACCAAACAAACAAAAAAGGUUGGCAUUUUUACAGAUUUCUGUUACUUUUUUCUUAACCUAUCUUGAAGAUCACCCGACAUCCCCCCUUUUUUUUCUUAUAGCUGCACUUUAUUCCAUUCUGUCGUUGUGAUUUAUUUAACCUGGAACAUACUGGUGAACAUUUGUUCCUGUCUUUUCCAUUGGCAGAAAGAAAAAUGCUAUUAAUAGUUAAUCUGUACACUUACACAUGGUAUCUGCACAAAUAUAAUAUUGCUUCGAUCCUAAGUGCACUUUUCAUAGUUUUGUGUCUCUGACAUUUGGGUUUACUUUAAAUUUGAUAGUGUAAUAGCAUGUUUCCUUUGGUUUUCAUAAAAAUGGUACAUCUUAUAAGUAA
Molecule: messenger RNA, 2027 nt
Organism: Erinaceus europaeus (western European hedgehog)
Lineage: Eukaryota; Metazoa; Chordata; Mammalia; Eulipotyphla; Erinaceidae
Product: EP300-interacting inhibitor of differentiation 2-like
Exons: 1
Coding region: 105-740 (211 amino acids)
Biological process (GO): negative regulation of DNA-templated transcription
Cellular component (GO): nucleoplasm
Molecular function (GO): transcription corepressor activity
Source: RefSeq, a predicted model, not a curated record